Scedosporium apiospermum is the source of this 1029-nucleotide messenger RNA. Its product is annotated as Aldo-keto reductase yakc [NADP(+)]. Gene Ontology annotation, cellular component: cytoplasm. The record is from RefSeq and is a predicted model, not a curated record. Bases 1 to 1029 code for a protein of 342 amino acids. NCBI's taxonomy places the organism in Eukaryota, Fungi, Ascomycota, Sordariomycetes, Microascales, Microascaceae. The transcript is spliced from 2 exons.
AUGGCUCCCCCAAACACCCUCCCAACUCGUCCUCUUGGCAAGGAUGGCCCUCUCGUUCCCCGUCUCGGUCUCGGCCUCAUGGGCUUUAGCGUUGCCUAUGGUAAAGCACGCUCCGACGAAGAGCGUCUCGAAUUCUUGACCAAGGCAUGGGAAAUGGGAGAAACCUUUUGGGAUACAGCCAACCUCUACGGAGACUCCGAAGACCUCAUCGGCAAAUGGUUCGCCGCCAACCCCGAAAAGCGCAAAGACAUCUUCCUCGCCACCAAAUUCGGCAUGACAUUCACGCCCUCCGCCGGCAUAACCAUCGACACCUCCCCCGAGCACUGCCGCGCCUCCAUCGAAAAGUCCCUGCAGCGCCUCGGCCUCCCCUACGUGGACCUGUACUACAUCCACCGCUUGGACGGCAAGACGCCCAUCGAGAAGACGAUGCGCGUCAUGGUCGAGCUCAAGAACGAAGGCAAGAUCAAAUACAUCGGGUUGAGCGAGCCGAGCGCUGCUUCAUUGAGAAGGGCGUACGCGAUUCAUCCGAUCGCUUGUGUGCAGAAUGAGUAUAGUCCGUUUUGUCUCGAGGUCGAGACGAAGACUUUGGAGACGGCGAGGGAGUUGGGGGUGGCGAUCGUGGCGUUUAGUCCGCUUGGUAGGGGCAUUUUGACGGGCGCGAUUAGGGGUGUGGAGGAUGUGCGUGGGGAGGGGGAUAUGAGGCAUACUUCGGGCCUGCCGUGGUUCCAGGAGGACAAUUUGAAGAAGAAUGUGGAGUUAGCGGAUAGGAUUGGGGCGUUGGCGAAGAAGAAGGGGGUUACAGUUGCGCAGUUGACGUUGGCUUGGGUGUUGGCGCAGGGUGAUGACUUUUUUGCUAUUCCUGGGACCAAGUCGGCAGAGAGGCUGAGGGAGAACCUUGGGGCUCUUGAUGUCGAGGUUGAAGAGGAGGAGGAAAAGGAGAUUCGCAAGUUGGCGGAUGAGGUCGCUGGCGCGAGGGUCAUGGAAGCACACUCGCAGGCCAACUACGCUGAUACGCCGCUUGAGGAGUAG